Molecule: messenger RNA, 1371 nt
Organism: Fusarium fujikuroi IMI 58289
Lineage: Eukaryota; Fungi; Ascomycota; Sordariomycetes; Hypocreales; Nectriaceae
Product: related to monocarboxylate transporter 2
Exons: 4
Coding region: 1-1371 (456 amino acids)
Biological process (GO): transmembrane transport
Cellular component (GO): fungal-type vacuole membrane
Molecular function (GO): transmembrane transporter activity
Source: RefSeq, a predicted model, not a curated record
AUGGCUGAUUCAACGCAGCAAGAGCAAAGUGUGCAACGGAAUAGUUCUCAGGAAAACACCAACUGGGCGGCAUUCGGUCUUGAUCCCAUCACAGCGACAGUGUCAAACAUCAACCCAGACGCUGAAGCACAACCUGAAGCAGACUCGAGACAGGAUGUCGAAAAGACAGUCAGUGCAUGGAUCUGCGUCCUUGGGUCCUUUCUGGCUCUGAUACCUACAUUUGGCUUCAUGAACUCGUUGGGCACAGUCCAAACAUAUCUUAGCAUGAACCAGCUCCACGACUACAGCGAAGGCGAGGUUGGAUGGAUCAGCGGCCUAUUUCUCUUCCUCUCACUCAUUCUCAACGUCCAAGUCGGUCCAAUGGUUGAUGUCCACGGCCCCAACAUCAUCGGUCCCGUGGGAGCAGUUCUCUAUGUGGCCAUGUUUCUGCUCAUGGCCGAGUGCCGCAACUACUGGCACUUCAUGCUCUGCCUGGGAGUGUUCGGGAGUAUCGGCGCCGCCAUGACGAUGGUUGUAGCCAUCGCCAUCGUAGGAAAACUGUUUGUCCGCAAGCGAGGUCUCGCGAUGGGUAUUACACUCGCAGGAUCAUCCAUCGGCGCUGUCAUAUUCCCUAUUAUUCUACGGUCGACGUAUCCCAAUCUCGGCUGGCAAUGGUCAAUGCGAAUCAUGGCGUUCAUAUCAGCCGGUCUUCUCCUCCCUGCCAUUCUCUGCUUCACCACCUUCAACAAGAUCUACAAAUCAUCAACAAAUGGCCAACCCAGCCCCAAGAGCUCGACACUCAACUUGACCGCCUUUCAGUCACCCGCAUUCUGCUUUGUUACGGCGGGCAUCUUUAUGUUUGAGUUUGUCAUCUUUAGCAUCUCGGGUCUUCUGCCGUCCAUUUCCACCCGGGUCGGCUUCACUGCCGAGAAUGGAUAUACACUUCUUUCUAUUGUCGGGGCGGCGAGCACAUUCGGCCGAGUCAUUCCCGGAAUUAUCGGCGACAAGUAUGGGCAUUUCAAUGUUCUACUUGCUACUUUGGUCUUCACCAUCAUCUUCAUGGGCGCUCUGCUCGUUCCUUUUGGGACCAAGUCAGCUACUGCUCUCUACGCCUGGUCUGCUAUCUGGGGAUUUGGGUCCGGGUCUUUUCUCUCCAUUACUCCAGUCUGUAUGGGUAAAACAUGCGAAGCCAAGGACUAUGGUAUGAUGAACUUUGUCACCGCCUUCGCACUGCUCAUCGCUCUUCCGACAAGUGGUGCCAUGCUCGAGAAUAUGGGCCCUCAAGCUCUGGCUGGUCUCUUCACUGGCAUGACUGCCGUUGGAGGAGCUUGCUACUUUGCAGCCCGAGCUCUUCUCAUUGGGAAGUGGCUGUCUCCCACGACUAUUAUUUAA